Messenger RNA from Acipenser ruthenus (sterlet), 3729 nucleotides. Its product is annotated as coiled-coil domain-containing protein 170-like. NCBI's taxonomy places the organism in Eukaryota, Metazoa, Chordata, Actinopteri, Acipenseriformes, Acipenseridae. The record is from RefSeq and is a predicted model, not a curated record. The transcript is spliced from 13 exons. Bases 61 to 2490 code for a protein of 809 amino acids.
ACAACUGUGGUCACGAAAGGAGCUGGCUGACUAUACUGUCAGCUUUCCAUUUUAAUAGUAAUGGCACAUUUUCACAGAUCAGGGAUCCAGACUGACAGCAGAAAGCCCAGGAAUAUCAGCAGCAGGAUGCAGGAUUUUCUAGAUGACGCCCCCAUGCCAUAUAUUACCCCAGCUACCCCAGCCUCCUCCAGCCUGACUUAUUCUGAGCUUGAGGAACACAUGAAGAUGCGGGUGGAGAAGAGAGAAGACUUGGCCUCUUUAGAAACAAGGAAUGUUACUGCCCAGGACUUCCUCAGAAACCUUGAUGCCCCCAGGGUAUCGUUUGACCCCCUGGUAGAUGUUCCAGACUCCAGGCCCCAGCUGUCACACUACAAGCUGAUAGCAGACACCAUUCACAGUGAAUAUGCAGCGCUGCUGGUGAAAUUCGACAGCCAGCAAGCUGAGGUAAGGGAUCUCCAGAAUAGACUGGCAUUAAAGGGGGCUUCCAUGGAGCAGAUGAAGGCUGAGCUGGAGAACUAUAAGGAGAACAGUGCCCGCCAGGCCUCCCUCAUCAUGUCUCUGAGAGACCACGUCAAAGGAACAGAGACCCUGUCAGCAACGAAGUCACAGGCAGAUACCAGCCUCCGUGCUUUACAAAGAGAGAACCGGGAGCUCAAAGAAAGGGUCACAGAACUAAAAGACAGACUGAGGUUGCAACUUUCAGAGAGAGAGGAUGCUGAACACAAAGCAACUCACAUGGAGAGGAGGUUGACAGACAUCACAGCUAAACUUGCAUCAUGCCUAAAGAUUAACACAAAGGGGCCAGACAAUCCUCUUGAUGCUGUGAUAUUAAAAGUUUCUGAGUUAUGUGAGGAACAUUUUCGACAACAAGUAAAAAUUGCAAGUUUAAUGGAUGCGCUAGCCAGCCAAGACCAGGAGUUCAAGGCAAGUCGAGAGACGAUUAUGAAGCUUGUCUCGGAAGUGAGCCAGCAGAAGAGAGCUGCGGCUACUUGUACUGAUGAGAUGAAAGUACUGAAGAAGGAAAGAGACGAGGCCCUUCUAGCCAGAGCAACCUCAAACCGAGAAGGCAAGCUGCUAUGGGAAAGACUGGGAGAGAGCCAGAAGGCCUUGGAUGCCUCAAGGCAGGAGCAGCUUCAUACAGAACACGAGAAGAAGCAAAUGAGCGAUCUCUUGCACUCCAAGCUCCAGGAAGCCAAAGCUGCUCACCAUCUCUAUAUGACCUUCCUCAGUCAACUGGCAAAGCUUUUAAGCAACGACUUAAUCACCGUGCCUGAGUCAGAGGAAGUCGUGACAGAAAGAAUACGAGAACUCUGCAGUCAAGUGAAGGACAGGAAGAAUAAAGAGGAGAAUUGUGAAAAGAGAAUUGGUAAAUUGAGCAGGCAGUUGGAGCAGCAGUGUGAGCUGCAGCACGAGACUAUGGGACGUGCACAGAAAGCAGAGCAGCAGCUACAGGAGCAGCAGCAGUCCCUCUGGCACCUCCAAGGAAAUGCUGCUUCAAAGGACUUACUUAAAGACAGUUUUUUCUUAGAGAAACAGAAGCACUUGAAAUUUGUAAAUGAGCUUAGAAAGAAGCUAAAGGUGGAAGAAGAUAUUUCUGAGGAUCCUCUCCACUCACAGUACGACGUCCUGCUGACCAGAGCAGAGGAGCUUGGGAGCCUUGAUGGCGAGUCCUACUCUGACUGCAAGAACCUCAUCCACAUUCUGCAGAAGAAAGUAACGUCGCAAAAAGAAAAACUGGAAAGCAAGAAGACAGAACUGGAAGGCCUGUGCAAAAAAAUAAAGACCCUGGAAGGUGCCAAGGAAACACAGUUCCUGCUGAUGAUGGAGAAGAAACAAAAGAGCGAAACCGUGCAGAAGCUUGAGAAGAAGGUUGAAAAGCUUCAGGACCAGCUGAGUGAAGCAAAGUGUUCCAACCAGACUCUGAAGAACAAACUUGCUGAAACCAAAAACCUUCAGGUAAAAACCGCCGAACAGAGCAAAACUAUCGAAGUGCUAAAUAAAUCACUGGAGGCGGUAGAAAAAAUCAAGGACAAGGCAGCUCAGAAAGUUGUCAGCCUGAAAACAGAGCUAGACCACACAGAGAGUGAGGUCAGAGAGGAAAAGGAGAGGGCGCAGUACAUGUUGGAGGCCAUCACUAAUGAGCUACGAACUGUUAAGAGGGCGCUGGAACAAGUGGCCACAAGAGAGAAAAGGCUUAUAGAUUUCAGAGAAUCUGUCACAAGGCUGCUGGGAUUCAACACCAACACUAUGUCCAUUCCUGACCAUGAGAUUCUCUCGCAGCUAAAGAGCUCUGUCCAGCCUUAUGGAAACCAAGGUGACCCAGGACAUAACCUGGAUGGCUCCCCCGCUGGGCUGCACUAUGGGUUCAGGGACGGCUACAACAAGCCCCAGCACUUCGGUGCUACAGCAGCACCACCCAGCCAAGCCAAAGUCCAGUACGUUUCUUCUGAAAAGAAGCCUGGUAAAGCUGCCAAAUCAGCAAAGUGGUAAAACGGCUCAGUACAUCAUGGACUGGAUUUAAUAGGCUUUCAUGUUUACACCAUCUUUCUAAACAGAAACUAAAACGAACAAAAUGAUCAUUGUACUGUAUACCAGUUGCAUCUUAUUUAGGACUUCCCAGAAUUCUUGUAAUAAAACUCAUGAUAUCUUUUUACUGUACUGUUUUUGUAUUUAAUUAUAUUAAUAAGGGGGUCAAUAAAUUACACCAAUAUGAUUAACAUAUUAACAUAUGAUUAAUAUAAACACCAAUAUGAUUAAUAUAUUACUGGCUGCACAGAUAUCUCGUAGCACUAAUCUUCACCUAUUCUAUUACUGGCUGGUUUCACAGCACUAAUUUUGGACUACCCAAUGUUACUUUAGGUAAGGUAGAGCUGAUUUGGUUCUGUGAAACCAGCUAUGCCUUAGGAAAUUGAUCUAGGCCAAGUUCAAGAUUAGUACCAUAUGAUUCACCACUGUUAAGAUCAUAAAAGUAGAACCCAAUAACCUCAGAAUGUUUUAUUUGCUUUAGAUUACAGAUCAACUUGGAGUGUUAUUGUGAUGUGGUUAAAAUAAUUCGGCAGCAUAUAAUAUAAUAAGGCAUAGCUAACAAGCAUGUGUUAGUUAAAAAAAUCUUGAUGUAGAAACAGAUACUGUGAACCUUUCUAUUCUAAAAAACAAAACAAACCGAAAGCCUGAUGUCUUUUUUUAUUUUUAUUUUUGUAUCAUUGUUUUUUUUAAUUUUUUUUAAAUUAAAUUAUUGUUUGAAGUCACAUAUAUACUGCAAGCACGGAAAAUACCAUUGAUUUUUAAGGGAGAAUGUCAAUGUUAGAAGUGCAGGGGUAAUAUCUGAUAUGAUUGCUGCGUUUAUAGCUUUUACAUGUUACUCAAACGCUCAAGACCUGGGUUAUUGAAAUUACACUUGUGGAAGAUGAAGGCUCAGUCUGUAAUGUUGUAUCAUAAAUGUUUAGGUAGAUAUAAUUUAAGACAGAACAUUGAUUUCAUAAAGGACAUACCUGGUUAUGUUUUCAAUAAAAGGCAAUACAAUUAAGAAUAGAGCUUUUCUUGAUCUCUUUGCUAAUUUGAAAUAUUUCUCUUUAAGGAUGAUUAUAUGUGUGCUGAAUUAAUUAUGUUUGAACUGUUACAAAUAAUUGAAUAUAAAGGAAGGACAAUGGAAAUAUGUAUGUAUACUUGUCUAAAUGACAGGCGGUAUGUAUGUUUUCAACAAUAAAUGAUAAUACAUUUCAACAGCAA